GGGCAGAAGCGCUACCACCCCGCACUCGCUGUUUUUUUCUUUUUUUUUCUUUCAGGCACUGAUGCAACUGAAGCAGCCUGUGGUCGCAAGUCCUCUCUGGCAUCUCUCAUCAAGAUGCUGAACAUCUAGUGUCUCAAAGCUCUCUACCUACAGAGCAGUGUACUAUGGUGAAGUAAGUGGUGAGUAAGUUGGGUAGGAUGUCUUCACUUUGAUAUUCCGCCGACAACCCGGGAAUUUUCAUACACAUACACCAAAGAAGGUGGGUCGCUCACGAUGGUGAGCGGACGAGUUGGGACUGGGCCGCAUUGCUGCUUACCCAGUAGCGGAUGCCCACAAUACCAAGACAUGAACGGUGUGUAGUCGCAUCUACCCACUAUGGUUCAGUCGGAUCUGCUGUCUUGUCAUACAUAUUGAGACUGCUGCGUACCCGGUGCUUAUGAUCCAAAGCCUGCCUGCUUGCUCAACUCACCGACCGUUCCGGCUCCCUCUCUCAUCGUUCCAUUCCUCUUCCCUCUUCCCGUUCAACCCCCCGUCUCUUCCAUUGGUUGUUUCGUGUCACACAGUCGUCGGCAUUGCCCAGCAUGGAAGGACUGCCACCCGGGAUGGAUCCGUCGCAGAUUCCCUUUGCGCCGAACCCAAGCGGAGCACCCCCGGACUUUGAGGGCGGGGAGUCACUCACACCCACCGUUCUCGGUACCGGCGUGACCUUCAUCAUCAUUGCCGGGCUUUUCGUCGUGAGCCGGGUCAUCACUGGACUGAAGAAGUCACGGAAGCUAUUCGCAGACGACUGGCUUUGCGUGAUAGGUCUGAUCGUCGGGAUCGCACAAUGGUCUUGCCUAUACACCAGCAUGAGCAAGGGCUUGGGGAAGCACUCCUGGGAUGUCCCCAUCACGGCCCUCACCGUCGAGAUUCGCCUAGCUGACCAGUUGCUCGGCUCCAUCACCCACUUCGCAGUGAAGGCCUCCCUCGUCUUCUUCUUUUUGCGUCUCUUCGGCACCCUGACCUGGGUCCGAAUGACCUGCUACGGACUCCUGACCUUGACGUUCCUAGCCUAUGGCUCGUACGAGGUCAUCGUGCUUGCCUUUUGCAUCCCCCGGCCAGGCGAGGAAUGGGGCAACGUCGUCCUCGCGAGGUGUGCCACUACUGCCCCUGCCACCAUCGCCGUCAAUGUCUGCGCCGUGGUGGCCGAUCUGGCCCUUUUCAUCAUGCCCUUCCCCAUCAUCGCCGGGUUGACGUUGAGUCGGCCCAAGAAGAAGGGUUUGCUGGUUGUGUUUUUGAUUGGGUUCCUCGUCGUGGUCACCAGCAUCGUCGGUCUGGUCUACAGAGUCAGGGUAUCCUACUACACCAUCGAUCCCAUCUGGGACGGCGGCAAUGUAGCCAUCACAGCCUACAUGGAAGUCUUUGGCACCGUCAUCGUGGCCUGCACACCCGCCCUCCCGGGUCUCUGGAGCAACGUCCUCAGCGAAUCAGCCUUCUUUUCAUCCCUCCGCUCCCGCAUUCUGGGGUCUCGCUCCCGCAGGACGGGCGAUAGCAAUGUCAGUGGCAGCAUGCCCACCGCGAGAACGUACCCGCCGCCGACGUUCCAGAACGAGUCAAUCUCCAAGGCGUCGUUCAGGACUGGGUCGCAGAGGGAGCUUGUGGGGGACGAGGACGGGAUGGAUGAGUAUCCGUUGAAGACGAUCCAGAAGACGAUGAGCGUUAAUGUGAGCAGGGCUGAGAACAAUGAUGGCCAGACUGGGGGAGAUGGUGAUGCAAGGAGGAAGAAGAGUAAUGGCGGGUGGGAGGAGUUGGGGGAGGGGAACUGUGAGAGUACUGUUAAGGGGGGGAAUGCGAGGUGUUGA
Molecule: messenger RNA, 1841 nt
Organism: Podospora pseudocomata
Lineage: Eukaryota; Fungi; Ascomycota; Sordariomycetes; Sordariales; Podosporaceae
Exons: 5
Coding region: 582-1841 (419 amino acids)
Source: RefSeq, a predicted model, not a curated record